AUGUCCAGUUGCGCUAGAACGGCGUCCCAGCCACGAUAUGCUCUAAGGCUAAUCGCUCCCCCAUUCACCAAUUUCUGGAGCAAAAAAGCUGUCUCAUUCUCCUCACAAGUCAUCGUAUUACUAGUACUAAGUUGUGAUCCAACUGCAGGGCUUGGCGGCGCUCCAACCCUCGACAAGAUGGAGGCGUCCCCUGCUAAGAGGAAUCCGGCGGCCAUUCUUACAGACGACCUCCUUAUCGAGAUCCUCCGCCGCCUGCCCAUCCGCUCCAUAUGCCGCUUCAAGUGCGUCUCGCGGUCCUGGCGCAAGCUCAUCUCCGACCCCGACCACCGCAAGAAGCUACCCCAGACCCUCACCGGCUUCUACUACGCUAGCGUCAGCGGUGAGCGCUUCCCAAAGUGGGCGUACCACUUCACCGAUGUUACCGGGAAAGACGUACCAUUCAUCUUGCCCUUCCCCAGUGCCGAUGUACGCCUCUUGGAUUCCUGCAAUGGCCUCCUCCUUUUCCGUUGCUUUCAGCCUGGUCCUCGCGAGGUCGAUACACCGUUCCAUUAUGCUGUGUGCAAUCCCGCGACCUCGAAGUGGGUGAUGUUGCCGGAUCGCAGUUUGGCUAGUGGCCAGGGUCGCACAGCCCGCUUGGGGUUUGAUCCGGCAGUCUCCUCGCACUUCCAUGUGGUCGAGUAUGUGCUGGACGAGGAUGACUGCGUCACAGGGGUGCAGAUCUAUUCAUCCAAAACUGCAUCAUGGAACUUCAAGGAAAGUGAAUGGGGCGACGAUAUCUAUCUACAUAUUUUCUCUGGUAGUGUGAGAAGUGUGUUUCUUAAUGGCUUUAUGCAUAUGAUGAUGCUCUGUGACGGGAUAGUGGUGGUGGACAUGGAGGGAAUAACAUGGAGGAUAAUUCCUGUGCCGUCUGAUCGUCUGUAUGGCUGCAUCGAUCAAGCCCAGGGUCGCCUAUGUUAUCUUAAUGUUCAUGAUGUUGAUGCCUUCAAACUAUCAAUCUGGAUCCUUGAAGACCAUGGUACUAAUGAAUGGACACUGAAGCAUUCCAUCAGGACUCCACUGCUGUUUCCGCAGAAGAAUCUUCCAUUUGCGUUCGGUUACAAAGUGAUUACAGUUCACCCAGAAUGCAACAAUUUGAUCUACUUUGUUUAUGGGAGGGACAACACACUGAUGGCAUAUGAAAUGGACCGCAAGGAAAUUCAUGUCAUCCGGAAUCUCGAACAUGAUUACUGGGAACCCUGUCUUCCUUAUGUUCCCUUGUUCUCGGAGGCAUUAGCAGAUGAGCCGUGAAACUGUUAGAUUUACUGCAGCUAUGUGUUUGUUUCUGCAAUGAUGAAUUCAUAUUGGUGCAGUAAGGAGUAUGUGGCAUUCCUUCUAGCUGCUAAUUGUUCUAGCAAUCUGUUUCGCUUUGUUAGAUUACGCUUUGUUUCGCGAAAUAAAGCGGGAGAAAUUUUUUCUCUAAAAAAAAUUGUUCUAGCAAUCUGUAACUUGAGUAGACUGCCAGAAAAGCCAAGUUCUGUUUUUCUUUGUUUUAUGCAUAUGAGCAUGUCUCUUUUGUGCUAUUUUGAUUUGGACCAAUAUUGGUCCACAGAGUAUGUUAUUAAGGCUAACUGGAAUUGCCACCAGUGUUCACAUUU
Messenger RNA from Panicum virgatum (switchgrass), 1634 nucleotides. Its product is annotated as F-box protein At5g07610-like. Lineage: Eukaryota; Viridiplantae; Streptophyta; Magnoliopsida; Poales; Poaceae. The transcript is spliced from 3 exons. The coding region runs from base 1 to 1287 and encodes 428 amino acids. Gene Ontology annotation, molecular function: protein binding. The record is from RefSeq and is a predicted model, not a curated record.